AGCCGACUCAGUCCACCAUAGCGCGUCGCGGGCGCUGGUUCCACCACACCACCACGCUGCAUCGCCGGUGCCGAAACCCACCGCUGUGUAAACAGACCAUAGUGAAUGUCACACGACUCGCCUAGUGUAUUCCGCCUCUAAAACAUUUCAAUGGCGCCUGCGCAAAAGAACGUCGACGUCGGCGUAUGCGACAGCGACCUGCCUUCCCAAAUCAAAAUGAGGCUCAUGGCUACGGACAUUAAGAGUCACCGAGAAGAACAUUGUGAUAACAAUAAUUCAGUGGACAAUAUUAGUGAGAAAGUGAACGUGGAUACAGGGUUUGACUUAGAAAAAUACGAGUCUAUGGAUUUUAAGGCGAAGUUCAGAUGGCCCGAUCUCACAGUACAAGUGUUGUUGCAUUUAGUUUCUAUUUACGGACUGUACCUGAUAGUUACGUUUAAAGUGAAAUUCUUAACAACGAUUUUUGCAUUCCUGACAAUUUACACAUCGGGCUUCGGCAUCACAGCGGGAGUGCACCGCCUGUGGUCGCACCGGGCCUACCAAGCCCGUACGCCUUUACGGGUGAUACUAGCGCUGCUGUUUACCAUCACUGGACAGCGCGACAUAUACACGUGGGCGCUAGAUCACCGCGUGCACCACAAGUACACGGAGACGGCAGCGGACCCGCACGACAUCCGGCGCGGCUUCUGGUUCGCGCACGUGGGCUGGCUCGUGCUGACCCCGCACCCCGCCGUCGAGGACCGCCGCGCUGCGCUGAAGCUCACCUCGAGGGACCUCGAGACGGACCCUGUUGUGGCGUGGCAGAAGAAAUACUUCAUCCCUUUGUUCGCGCUGCUGAACGUGAUCCUGCCGGUGUGGAUCCCGUGGCACUGCUGGGGCGAGUCGCUGGUGAACAGCUUCGUGGUCAGCUUCGUGACCAGGUUCACCAUCACGCUCAACAUCGCCUUCUGCGUCAACAGCUUCGCGCAUCUGUGGGGAAAUAAGCCUUACGACAGGUUUAUAAAGUCGACAGAGAGCGUGAUGGUAAGCCUGGCAGCCCUGGGGGAGGGCUGGCACAACUAUCACCAUGUUUUCCCGUGGGACUACAGGACCUCCGAGCUAGGGCGAAUCAACAUCUCCACGGGCUUCAUUGACGCUUUUGCUAAAAUUGGAUGGGCGUAUAAUUUAAAAACGGCGACAAAGGCGAUGAUCAUUAGCCGAGCGAAGCGGAGCGGGGACGGAACCCUGGGAGACGUCGAGGAACCCGAACCUACGAUGAAAAACGAAGGCAUAGAAUGAGCCAACUAUAAAUAAACCUGACUUCAUUGAGACACCUGACGCGUAAAGCGAAAAUAAUAAGAGAACAAUCUGAUAUUUUCGGCAAGACAUUCCUUUCGAGACAUUUUCUUUUAGUAUUCAUGAUUAAAUAUUUAAUAUGACCAAGGAUUAUUUAUAUAGGAUUUACAUACUUCAUACUAAGAAUCGUACCUCGAUUUUUUAGCGCCACCUAUUAAAUACUAUCAUAACUACAAUGAUGAUGCCUA
Leguminivora glycinivorella is the source of this 1523-nucleotide messenger RNA. Its product is annotated as acyl-CoA Delta-9 desaturase-like. Gene Ontology annotation, biological process: unsaturated fatty acid biosynthetic process. The coding region runs from base 151 to 1278 and encodes 375 amino acids. Lineage: Eukaryota; Metazoa; Arthropoda; Insecta; Lepidoptera; Tortricidae. Gene Ontology annotation, cellular component: endoplasmic reticulum membrane. The record is from RefSeq and is a predicted model, not a curated record. Gene Ontology annotation, molecular function: iron ion binding; stearoyl-CoA 9-desaturase activity. The transcript is spliced from 7 exons.